Molecule: messenger RNA, 2785 nt
Organism: Mizuhopecten yessoensis (Yesso scallop)
Lineage: Eukaryota; Metazoa; Mollusca; Bivalvia; Pectinida; Pectinidae
Product: integrin beta-1-binding protein 1-like
Exons: 5
Coding region: 94-630 (178 amino acids)
Biological process (GO): negative regulation of focal adhesion assembly; negative regulation of substrate adhesion-dependent cell spreading
Cellular component (GO): cytoskeleton; lamellipodium; cell periphery
Molecular function (GO): integrin binding
Source: RefSeq, a predicted model, not a curated record
UCCUGUCCAUGAACAGAAAGUUGUUUUAUCUCGUAGUGUUACGUUACCUUAGAAGAGAUUCAGUAUUGAAGAAAUAUGCAGAAAUAGACAAGCAUGUUCAGAGGAAAGGGGAAAUCGAAAAGUUCCCAGCACAGUGAAAGUGGACGCGAAUCUGGGAAGUUGGGUGGGUCAAGUCCAGAAAUUAUUCUAGAUGGACUAAAUCAAGAGACCAAUUUUGAGGUAUUUUUUCUUGGAGCUGUGCAAGACAUCAACAUGGUCACAUCACGAAAGCGAGACAAAGAGGCCCAGUUGGUUGACCAGGUGGAGGAAGCGCAGAUUGAUGGUAAGCUUCCAUUAACGCCAAGAGAUGAAGACAAAGUUAAUAUCACCAUUUCCAGACAUGGUCUUAAGGUGUUGGACUCCACAAAGAAGGAGGUUCUACAGAGACAUCCACUCCACAUUAUUGCUCAAGUGGUGCAUUAUGAGGACGGCUUUGGUAAACCAAACGUUGCCUUUAAGAUAGGACAGCUUCAGCACUCCAAGGAUACCUGUAUAUACCAGUGUUAUGUCUUCCAGUGUCCAAACGAGGAUCAAGCCCAGGCUGUGUGUCAAAGUUUGAGGAACAUUUUCAAUGCUAUAACUGUCCAGUGAAAGAGUCAGGAACAAACUGGUACAAUGGCCUUAUCAGAGGAUAGGAACAGAGGUGCUGUUACAGUCCAAUGAGCCUUAUCAGAGGAUGGGAUUAUCAGAGGAUGGUAACAGAGGUGCUGUUACAGUCCAAUGAGCCUUAUCAGAAGAUGGGAACAGAGGUGCUGUAACGGUCCAAUGAGCCUUAUCAGAGCAUGGGAACAGAGGUGCUGUAACAGUCCAAUGAGCCUUAUCAGAGGAUGGGAACAGGUGCUGUAACAGUCCAAUGAGCCUUAUCAGAGGAUGGGAACAGAGGUGCUGUUACAGUCCAAUGAGCCUUAUCAGAGCAUGGGAACAGAGGUGCUGUUACAGUCCAAUGAGCCUUAUUAGAGCAUGGGAACAGAGGUGCUGUAACAGUCCAAUGAGCCUUAUCAGAGCAUGGGAACAGAGGUGCUGUAACAGUCCAAUGAGCCUUAUCAGAGGAUGGGAACAGAGGUGCUGUAACAGUCCAAUGAGCCUUAUCAGAGCAUGGGAACAGAGGUGCUGUAACAGUCCAAUGAGCCUUAUCAGAGCAUGGGAACAGAGGUGCUGUUACAGUCCAAUGAGCCUUAUCAGAGGAUGGGAACAGGUGCUGUAACAGUCCAAUGAGCCUUAUCAGAGCAUGGGAACAGAGGUGCUGUAACAGUCCAAUGAGCCUUAUCAGAGGAUGGGAACAGAGGUGCUGUUACAGUCCAAUGAGCCUUAUCAGAGGAUGGGAACAGGUGCUGUAACAGUCCAAUGAGCCUUAUCAGAGCAUGGGAACAGAGGUGCUGUAACAGUCCAAUGAGCCUUAUCAGAGGAUGGGAACAGAGGUGCUGUUACAGUCCAAUGAGCCUUAUCAGAGGAUGGGAACAGAGGUGCUGUUACAGUCCAGUGACUUUAUCAAAGUGUCAGAACAGUCAGUGAUAUAACAGUUUAGUGACCCUUAUAUCAAGGGAUGGGAACACUUAGUGCUGUAACGGUCUGUCCAAUGACACAUUGAUACUGUCCUAGUUACAUUUAUGAGUAACAUUAUGUGAUAUACUAUAAAUACUGAAACGAAUUGUAGCCAAACUUGUCCCAUGGAUGAAUGGAGACUUAUGACUGCCAUGAAAGACUGAAACGUGUGACAGCACGUUCCAAUCAGACUUCAGUAUGAAUAUGGUGCUUCUCAUAUUUUAUUUGCUACAAUAUGUACAUGUUUAAAAUGUGUGUGUUCACCUUGAGUUUUGCAUGUCAAAAAUGGCUUUUAUAUUUUUGUACUUUAUGUUAUAGUUUGAAAUAUUUUAUACAACAAGAACUACUGCUGGACAGUAGAUCAUAACUGGUUGUGAAAUCUUCCUUGUGUAGGUUUUAUAUGGACAAAUAAAAUCAUCCUUGCAGGUUUAGGAUCGUUGUAUAAAACCACACCAUGUAUGUUCCUAUGUAUGUUUUUAUUCUUUAUUCAAUGUAAACACAUGUGAUCUAUUCUGUAGACCAUAGGCCAAACAAAACUGUAUUUUCAGGUACCCUGACUGACCCUUGUUUUUCUCGCCGACCCAAACUUUUUAAACGCACUCCAUCCAGUGGGAUAACGUGUCCACUAGAUGCAAACAAAUUGAUGGACAAACAAACAAUAUAUAUAUACCUCUGGGCUCUCUACUCAAUAGGCAGCUAUCAAAACCAAACUUAAAUCCAAUGUUGUGAUUUUAAAGACCUAAAAAUAUGCUUGGUCAUUUCUGUAAUUUCUAAAAUAAGCCCCCACCCUUCAAUUUAAAAAAAUAAAAAGUUAAAUUGAAAAUAUAUCCUGACCGACUUACCCUGGGUUUUUUCAAUCGUGUUUACCUUAAACAUACAUAUUUAUUUUGACAUAUUUAUGUGGGGUCAUUCAUGCUUUUAUGGACUCUUAUAUGGUAUAUUGUUGUCAAUUAUUAUCAGUUCAAGGUUAAGGUCACUUGCUUAAAAUAUGUUUAUGAAAUAGGACUUGAUCACAGUGUUGUUAUGUUCAAUUUCUAUAUGCCAGACAUGUGUAUGUGAGGGGUUUGUAUCGCUGGUGAUGUAUUGGUUCUAAUGAGUAAUCAAUAUAUCUAUUUAGAUUAUUGAAAUGUGAUUUGUUAAGAUGGUUUUCAAGCAAUGAAUAAAUUUCUGCUUGGUUUAUUUUAUUAAAAAAAACAGUGUUUGA